Molecule: messenger RNA, 1728 nt
Organism: Camelina sativa (false flax)
Lineage: Eukaryota; Viridiplantae; Streptophyta; Magnoliopsida; Brassicales; Brassicaceae
Product: LOB domain-containing protein 31
Biological process (GO): positive regulation of DNA-templated transcription; hormone-mediated signaling pathway
Cellular component (GO): nucleus
Source: RefSeq, a predicted model, not a curated record
UUGGCUCAUUACUAUAAUAAACCCACCCACCACACACCUUCGUUAACAUCCGAUUAGAGUACCUUAACUGAACCCACCAAGUCUUCCCUCAUCAUUAUUCACAAGUCACAUCUCAUUAAGCUGGUGUGAUCGUUAUAGAUUUUUAGACGUUAAAAGAUUGUUCUUUUUCUCUCAACACGAUCAAUCUUUUGAGGAAAUGAUUGCUAACUUAUUAUGAAGGGGGUCUAUCUCUGUAAAAAUCUUAUGUUAUAGUAUAUGCUUUCAUUGUUUUUAGGAUUCCAUAAAUAGCUCGUUUCUUGUGUGUAAUUAGGAACUCUUGUGUGUAAUUCAAGUUAUUAACUAUAUAUAUGUACAGAAGCAAUGAAACACACAAAAGGAAUAAUAUACUUAUGUAUAUUAUAUGCACAUGGAAGAAAAGCGGAAGAAGUUAUAUAGGCAAGAAAAUGAAAUGAUUAUAAAUGACCCACCACCAAAAGCAAGACAUGAUUUUCUUGCCUGACACGAUCCUCUAUGCUCCACAUUAACUAAAACACACAUUUAUCUAUAAACAAACCUAUCCGUCUCUCUUUUUACAUCUCUUUGGAUUGAAUUUAUAUAUAUAAUUGGUCGGCGACGACUCUGCUUCUCAAUAGAGAAAGUUACGUCUUGAGUCUUGACAGAGAAGAUGAGCGGGAGCACAACCGGCGGUGGAGGUCCGUGCGGCGCAUGCAAGUUUCUCCGGCGGAAAUGCCUGUCGGAAUGCGUUUUCGCUCCAUACUUUGACUCGGAGGAAGGGACGUCUCAUUUCGCGGCCGUGCACAAGGUUUUCGGGGCGAGCAACGCCUCCAAGCUCCUCAUGAUGAUUCCGGAGAGCCGAAGAUUGGACGCCGUAGUCACGCUUUCUUACGAGGCAUUGGCUAGGCUUCGCGACCCCGUCUACGGAUGCGUUGGUCACAUCUUCGCCCUUCAACACCAGGUGAUGAAUCUACAGGCGGAGUUGGCUGACGUACAAACUCAACUCUCAAGCUUACAAGGCCUUGUUCAGGGGAAUCCUCAAAACAAUUCAGCGACGACAGAAGCAGCCUCUUCAUUUAAUGAGCCAAUCAUUGCUUCUGUCGUGGAUAACAAAAGCAAUACUGUGUCAUCAUCGUCGUCGUCACACAUUAACUGUAUGCAACGACAAGAACAAAAAGAAGAUUCAAGAGAGUCGGUGGAUCUGAGCACAUUGUUAGGACUGGAAGAUCCAGCAGAAGAGGAUGGUGAUCUCAACGCUCUUGCUCGUGAGUUCGUCUCUAAGUAUUUGACCGGAGGCCAAUCUUCUCCGAUCUAAACCAUAUGUACUAAUUAGGGAUCUCUUAAAUAUUUUGUACUAACCACCAAUAUGAAAAGGGCGUUAGUAGGAAGGAGUCUACUGGAUAUGGAUAUGCAGUGCAACUCACAUCUCACGCAAGACGUCGACAUGACACCCAUGUCCCCGCUCUCUCUAAUCUAAUUUUUUUUGAAUGAGAAAAAAUAAUUUGGUCCGAGUAAAGAAAAAUUGUAAUACAUAGUGCAACGUAGGAAAGCAAGCUAGGCCCAAAAGUAUAAGGCCCAAGUCAGUACCCCAAUUGGCUUCCUAAUUGUUUGCUUGCAUAGUUGCAUCCGCCCCAUUUGUCCUCUUUUUUUUUUGUUUUCAAGUCCUAAAGUAGUACGUAUGUAUAUACUAAACGUUAAUCACUUGUGUUGUUGCCUUGUUGAUACAGUAUUGGA